ACCGGCGCGGUAUGGCUUGUUCCAGUGGUAGUAGAUCAUGUACUGGCGAUUUGAAUGUCUAGCUUGGCCAUUGGCACUGUCGUUGGGUGGUCCCCACCGUAUCAAGAAAUAGAUGGCAUGUCGAUAUGUCACUUUGUCAGUGACAUACUCAGUGGUCCGUUUGGCAUGCCAUUGCAUAAGCACGCGAGCGAGGAGGGACAUUUUUCAAACGGAUUUGACUGAACCAGAACUAUCCAGGAUUUUAGAACAGUUCCAACACAGAGUGUGUUGGCUAAAGAAGAAUCUAUUUUAUUUCUUCGUCAUUUACGUGCAUCGUUAGCGGCAGCGACUCAAGCAAAGAAGGAUACUUCUCUUCAUACGCGAUACAGGGUGGUGCCACCCUCACAAGCCAAUUCGCUGACGCUCGGCGCGAGCUGAGCAAACCGCGUGGUUGCAAUGGACUGGGCGGCGUUGCGGACUGGUUCAGUGCUGCUGAUCCUUCUGCUGUUGGCACUCGCUGCACCUAGCGUCGACUCUCAGAACCCGCAGAGCUGUGCCACAUUCAAAGAGGGAACUCCGGUAAAUAUAGGCGACCUGGUGCUGUCGGAUCCGGAUGAUAACUUUGCGCAUAAGAUGCAGGGUGCCAUGGUUAUGGUGAAAGAUGCCGCAGCCAAUCAUUCCAAGUUUGUGACGCUGUCGAUCAACACGACCGCUCUGUCCGUCAACCUGCGUGACAAAAUCAAAGACAAAACGAUCAACAGCACAUUCAACGACACAGCGAAACUGUUGAUGAUUCGUGGCGUCGCUACAGUCAAUGAAUACCAAGAAAUUCUCAGCAACAUCAUCUUCAAUGACAGUGCAUCGGAACCUGAUCUUCGCACCCGGACCGUUAUGUUCGUUGUGUCCGAUGGUCUGAGCAUGAGCAACGCAGUCAAUAUGUACGUGGCCAUUGAAGAGAAGAACGAUAACAUGCCCCAGGUAGUGCUCUCGCCGGAAUCUGUGACAUUCAAGGAGUUGAACAACUUGAAAAAGACCGGUGGUGAUCCUGUGGUGCUUGCAACAUCUGUCGUCAUAACAGAUGCAGAUAGCUCCGAUAAUCCAGAACAUGGUGUCUUGGAUCGAGCCUGGGUGUAUAUAUCGGACCCAAGUGGCAGUGAGGAAUGGCUUUAUGCAGUCAUGCCUGCCAACAACGGCAUUAUCUUGACUGGAAACGGUAGCGAUGCGCUAGUGUUCACCGGUAGGGCUACCCUGGCCAACUAUAGCGCUGUACUGGAAUCGAUCAGGUACGCAAACAACGAAACCGAGCCUGUCAACCUGACGCGCACAAUACUGUACAGUGUUAACGAUGGCCUGCACAACUCAACCAUUGCCACGGUGAACGUCAGCAUCGAAACAGCUGAUGACAACUUUCCAGAGCUGGAGUUCUCAUCAGACUCGGUCAACUAUUCUGCAACAAUGCUGCCUCUGCCGUUUAUGUUCUUCCCUGAUAUGAACAUCAGCGAUGCUGAUGGUGUAGAAGAGGAUCGCCUUAUCAGCCUAGUCAACAUUUCCACUAGUCCGUCAGCUCAGUUGACGCUUCCGUCCCCUCAAACUGUAGGGCCCAUUACGCUCACGGGGUUGAAUUCUGCGAACUUGCUUUUGACGGGGAGUGCACCGCUUCAGGACUAUGUUGACUUAGUCCGUGAUCUCCAGUUCCAAAUGAGUGCCAACGCUGUUGUGUGCCAGGAAGGGGCCCUGCAGCAACAGCACAUCAGCUUUACUGUCUUCAACACAGACAUGAUGGAAUCCGAUGUGACCACCAUCACAGUUGCAGUGGACGUGGCCAAUGAACACGCACCCGUAGUUGAACUUCUUCCGAGCGCGGUGUCUUUCACUGAAGCCGACCAGACGCUGAAUGAAACCUCAAGCGACGUCCUGGUGUUUCCCAACGUCAACAUCAGCGAUCCCGACAGUCGGGAUUGUGAAGACAGCUAUCUUAGUGCUGCUAUUGUACGACUGUACGGUGCAACAAGUUCCGAAGAAGAAGUCCUCAUGCUCGAUCCUGGUGCAUUGCUUGACUGGACAACCGUAUCCUGCAGCAACACUACAACUAUGACGGUACUGGCUGGCAAUGUCCGCUGCUGGCAGUUGGAGAACCAAGCAUCUCUUGGCGACUAUGUGAAUGCUCUGAAAACGUUGAACUACUCCAGCAGUGAACCAGAACCAGUUCCUUCACCCAGAUCGCUGACUCUGCAAGUCUUUGACGGCGCACAGUGGAGUCAGUUGCACACGGUUGCGCUGGAUACCGAGCUGUUGAAUGACUGGCCUCCAGUCCUGCAUCUGUUCCCAGACACGAUGACGAUGGAUGGAACGCCAGUUCUGCUGCUGGACGAGGAUGGCGCCAGAGCACUGCCCAUUGCCAUUGGUGCAACGCUGACUGACGGCGAUAUCACCAACACAAUGCACCGUCAAGUCAGCACGCUUGUUGUCAACGUUCAAUCCGUGGAUGGAACUGUUUCGCCAGCAUGGCUAGACUACAACACAACAGCAUUGCCAGCAGGAUUCUUAAGCAUCGCUAAUGUAACAUCCCCGGGAACUGAACUUCGCUUUGAGCUGAUACAAAAUGUAACCGAGAACACAACGUUUGUCUCGAACAACAGCACCGGCAUCACAAGUGAAGUUCUGCAAGCAAUACUCUACCAUGACAACAGCGAAGAGCCAACUGAUGCGCUGAUCAACAUCACGACCGUACCUGAGCUAUCCGCAGGACAGGUUACGAUCUUGGUCCAGGUGGAAACAGCUGAUGACAAUGAGCCAGUCAUAUCUGGGCUCGGUCAGAGCAGGUCCUUUGUUGAAGACGGUCCAAGUAUAGCUGUAAUGCCCAACAUCUCCAUCACCGAUGCAGACACUAACAACAUCAACCACACGUACAUCACGUCAGUGCUGGUCACAUUACAAGACGCUGUGGAUGGCGCUCUGGAGGAGCUGUCUGUGAAUGCUAGCGCAAGCACGUGCAUGGAUCUGACCAUCACCACCGUUAACCAGUCUGCUCUAUUGCUGGGUAGUGCCGCGGGGCCAGUACCUAUCGGUGCCGUUGUGCCGUGCCUGCGACAGAUCAUGUACCGGAACACUGCAGCGGAGCCAAGUCCUACCCGGCCUCGCCGUGUCCGCGUGGCCGUGAGCUCCGGCGAUUUCGUUGUAGUGCAGGAGCAGAUGGUUCAUGUUGAUGCCGUAUGUGACGAACCCAUCGUCUGGUUCAACUCCAACAGUUAUGCAGAACUAACUAGUCCAGGCCUACACUUCAUCAGCUCACUGAACAGUAGCGAGACAUUGUUUGAUAUUUCGAUUACGUACACUGAAAUUACUUUGAAAGAUGACAGUUACGAUCAGGGUUUUGAUGUGCUAAGUGGCCAUAAUCCGUCAGGUGCCGUUGAUUUCGAACCAGUAACGGGUACUCUGGAUAUUGCCGGUACUCAGCAUAUAACUGUGUACUCACCAAUCCUAGCUAACACUGCCUUCCGGUCAAAUUCACAAAGUCCGGGCAUCCCUAUCCCAUACCGUGAUGUGGAGGUGAGACUUACGUACGACUGUUCUUGCAGUAGUAGUACAUCUUGCCCUCCUGGUGGUACUGGCAAUCGGCAAAAGACGUACCAGCAUCGGUUUGGCAUUGCUGACGAGGACACCGCUCCCAUGGUCAUGCUUUCUACAGCUUCCCAGGACAUCGCCCUUAGCCACGUUGUUCGACCCUGUGAUGACGGCAGCGCACGUACUGCUCUGUUUUCCAACGCCAGUAUUGUCGAUCCGGAUGACACCAUGCUCGACUUCGUAGUUGUGAAUUUGACCAAUGCUGCACAAGAGGAUGAGUUCAUCACUUUUGACACCCCUUCACUUCAGGUGUCGGUUCAGAGAUCAAACACGUCCGAUAAUCUUGCCGUCCAGGAGGUCUUCGUCACUGAGUACACACUGAAUUUUACAGGUGGUGGCAAUGAUGUCACAGCCUUCCAAACGGCGCUGCGCAAUGCACGCUACGUCGUUGGUGGAAGUGUUGUGAGGCGUAUCGGCGAUGUUCGGGUCGUGACCGUUGUCGCAUGGAAAGGUGGUCUUGAAAGUCCCGCUGCGACGGCGAGCAUCACGUUGUCGAAUCCUGCAACUGGGCCUUGCCUGACCAGAGUAGCUGACAUCACAUACGUCGAGGAUUCUGGCUCACUGGUCAUACUCCCAGCUGACUAUGAGCUGGGUACUGGGACGUUCUAUUACUUGCACGAGGUCAGACUGGACAUCGCCGAUUUCCCCUACUCGCACAGCCUUAACACCUCGUUCAUGGAUACGACUACACUACAGGUCACACGGAGUCCUGUCAAUCCGUCAUCCAGCAUCAGUCUGAUGGAAAGUGCAGCCAGUCUUUACCAGUUCAACACCAUGCACGCAAAGGACUUCCUUCGCAGUCUGGAGUUUUCUUCCACUGUACAGGAGCGUGUUCGUAACAGCUCUACCCUCACCAUCACGGUACUAGAUGCCCUGCAUCGGUCGGCCACCACGUCCUUCAAACUGACCGUCGAGCCAAGGAACGACCCUCCCGAACUUGCGACGUGCAGUCUGUGCUGUGAAACGCUCAACUCCAUUGUCAGUCGCAACUUCUCCGUCGGUGACUUAGCCAACAGCUCUGUGGUAACUGACCCUGAUGGAACUGGCCUACCGUAUGGACUGAUUGUGACGUCGAUUAGCCAAGCUCCAGCUGAUUCUAAUCACCUGUGGCAAUAUAAUGCGAACGGAACUUGGCUCAAUUUGCCCCCGGCGUCAGUCAGUGAUUGUUCGGUUGUUCUGCUGCCCACAAACGCCACACUCCGUUACGCAACGUCACCUUCGUACUCGCGAGACAUCACCAGCACGUUGACAUUUCAAGCAUACGACUACAGUGUAGCUGGUGAUGAACAGUCGGCAGAUUUCUGUGUAAACGGAACUCUCAAUGCUAGUGCUGUUAGCACCAAUUCAGCUCAAUUUUCUCUCACCGGACCAUACCUAAAUCGUCGGCCAUUGAUCAAUUCUAUACAUCCAACUUUGCUGUUGGACACAAUAAUGGAGGACAUGCCAUCAAUGGUUGGGAGAGAGGUGCAGCAGUUUGUGCGUACUGUCAGCUAUGACCUAGACAACAUGGUUCUUGGUAUGGCCGUGGUAUUUGCAGAUGAGACGAAUGGAAUGUGGGAGGUCCGAGACACGGGCGGCACAUGGCAAGCAAUCGUGUACAACGCCACCAGCCCUGCUUUGCUACAACCAACCAGCUCGUUGCGAUUCACGCCCAGCAGAGAUUUCAAUGGCAACGCCAGCUUGACAGCUCACGCCUGGGAUGUGGAGAAUAUGGACUUUAGCGCUGCAUCAAGUGACCAUAGCAGCUUCUCGGCUGGCACAUUCGGUGUCCUCACAACUGUUCUGCCUGUCAAUGACCCGGUCGAUGUGCUUCCGCAGAACUUCACUGUGGACUAUACGGAGGAUGGCGAAGCAGUCGUGCUGUUCCCCGACCUCAACAUCACUGAUGUGGACACAUGGGAAUGGUUCUUGUCUUUCAAUCUAUCCGCAUCCCAGCCUUUGCACGCUUGUGGACAGCCUCUGCCAUCAUCAUUCAACAUCACACAUAGCCGUGGUGCAGGUGGUGAGCUACACAUGCUGGGAUCGAAGCGUGAAGUGAACUUCAAUGGGUCUGCAUCGGAACUCAUGAUGUGGUUGAGAUCGUUUGAGAUUGUAGAAGCGUCGAACAACGAAUUAAACUUUGACUUCCUAUUGCUGGAAGUGAGUAUCACGGAGAAGGAGAGCAGUAUGCCGGCCGAGCUGGCAUCAACUGUUCAGAUCACCCACUCCAAUGAUGGGAUGAUAUCUAUUGGGAUUCCAAACACUGAUUACAUCUUCAAGUACACCGAAGAUAGUGGAUACGCUACGGUCUUUGCUGGCAAUCCUGUUCGACUUUCCGACAACGACUGUCCACCAAUGCUCUCCGAAGUUGUCAUCCGACUUCAUCAUGCAGAUGGUGAGCACAAUUUGAUGAACGUCACAUUGCAGCCUGGGAUCCUGACGAACGAAACUGAUCACCCCAAUGGCCGUACAUUGCAACUCACCGGUAGUGCUUCAGCAGCCGCUUAUGAACAGGUCUUGAACUCGUUGACCUACAUGUUUGAUGAUAAUGAGGAGCCCACUGACCGAAUUGGCAAUUUCUCCAUCCAGGCCUUUGAUGGUCGCUUCUACAGCGACGAACUGAGCGUCACGCUGCACAUCAUUCCAGAUGUUCCUCCAGUUCCGGUACUGUUGCUGGACUCUGGCAGUGAGGAUUUCACAACGGUGUUCAGAGAGAUUGCAGAGGAGGACGCCGGCAAUGCCAGCAGCUAUGCAGCGUCCUUGACAGGGGUAGUCAGCCUGACUACUCUAAAUGUUGGCGACUUUGUUCCUGCAUACGUCUCCAUUGAGCUGGAGCUGGCUACCGUGCCGGCUAUUAACAAUGAAACAUUGCUGCUUGAUGGUACUGCCAGCUCCUCGCCGUUUUUCAUCAACAUUACCAACAGCACGCUUGCGGAAUACGAGCAGGCAUUGCAAACGGUGCAGUACAUUAACUAUGCCAAAGAGCUAAGUGGUAGCAACAGAACGGUCCGGUUCCUAGCGUGCUAUUCAUCUCAUCCGAUCUGCAGCAGGCCGGUGUUCACGAUGAUCCGAUUCAUGCCAACCAACGAUGCACCUGUUGUCACGUUCGCCAUGCCCAGCUUCACGUACAUAGAGGAUGAACAGUUUCAAGCCGUCAUCGGUGACUUGGAGCUGUCUGACUCCGACAGUGUUGUACUGGCCAGCGCUGUGGUUCGCGUAUCCGGCCUGGAUGCAACCACCGAGCAGGUCAAUGUUACACAGCCAGACGAAGGCAUAACGAUAUCGCCGGUUCAGAACAACGGUACCCAGCAGUUGCAUUUCAACCUGACCAGGGCCACUGACCAGUCUCGAGAUCUCCUGCGAACAGUCGUAUUCCGGCAUGCGACUCACACGCCACCGCCACAGGGUCAGCGGACUCUCUGUGUCACGGUCACCGAUAAUGACGGUGCUGCAUCACUUACAGUUUGCAAGAUCAUCGUGCUACAAGCGGUCAACGAUGCCCCUCUGGUAUUCCUGACGUUCACCGACACGUUCCAGGAAAGGAACUAUGCGACCAGCUUCACCGAGGGUGAUGCACCUGUUAGGAUUGCGGGUGAAAAUGCUACAAUAGUGGAGUUUGAAGGUCAUGAUAUCAUGAGCAUGACGGUAACACUGACAAAUGCUCUCGACAGUGACGAAAAGCUGACAUGGGACAUGACCAUCUCCAGCCCAAUGGUCACUACAAGCAGGAUUGCUGGACAAGAGUUCAGCUUGCAAGCCACCGGCAUAGCAUCGGCAGCAGAGUACUCACGGCUUCUGCGCACCAUCGCGUAUGACAACCCCAGUCAGCGCCCAGAACCCGACACACGCUUGAUCACCGUAGCUGCCACCGAUAUUCAGAAUGGGACGUCACUCAGUUCCGCGUGCACAGUGAGCGUGACGGAAGUUGACGAUCCAGCCGUGCUUGUGCUGGACCCUGCAGCACACACGUCUGGCACUAGUAAUGUGAACUUCACUGAGGAGGGCAGUGCAGUUAACUUGUACCCGAUGGCCGCAUACCAGGACCUGGAUGAUAUGUAUGUCGACUAUCUGCGCUUGGUUUUGACAGGUGUGCUGGACACCGGUGGAGAACACUUGCAGUUGCCAUACACUACGUUGAAUGCCACAGUUCACGGCGAUAGCAUCACGUACAUUGCGACGUUUCCCAAUCCAGGACUGAACAUCAGUGACACCAAUGUGUUGCUCAGGAGCCUCCGCUAUAUCAACACGCGUCCGGAACCGACUGCGGGUCAGCGCUGGGUUUCCGUGCUGCUGACCAAUAGCCGCCCAGCCACUGUCAGCAGCUCCAGCACAGUCACCGUGGUAACGGUCAAUGAUCAGAUGCCUGCGUUCAACACCAGUGCUUUCAGCAUGGAUGUGGUGGAAAACCAGCCGGCGGUUCAACUGCUCGAUCUUGCCCUGUACGUUGAAGAUGGUGAUCGCGAUGCGUUCAAUUCUGUCCACCACGAAUACACGAUUGUGUCCUGCACCCCGCAAUGCAUGUCAAAGUUCAGCCUGAGCAGUGCGGGUCUACUCAGUGUUGACCAGGCUCUCGAUCGCGAAGCCGUUCCUCGGUAUCAGAUUAUUGCCCAGGUCGUUGAUAAUGCCUACACUGCGGGAGGAUCUGGUUCCGGUUCUGGGCAAGGGGACGCUUCAACGGCUAUUGUGACUGUGAACGUCAGGGAUGAGAACGAUGUGACACCUAGUAUACAACAGAUUGGUGGACACGCAGUUCAACAGGCGCUGGUCACAAUUCCAGUUUACGAAGGCUCACCUCUUCAUCUGCCAAUCAUAGCCGUCGAUAUGGACGAGGGUAGCAACGCCCAGUUGACCUUCAGCAUUCCUGCCGUGAGUUGGUUGUCGCUCAGUGUCAACCAGACAACUCGAGCGGUUCAGUCACUGCAUCCUUUGGAUUACGAAAACGCAACCAGUGUUGUGUUCAAUGUCAGUGUGAGUGACAAUGGACGGCCACCUCUAUCAUCUACUGUUCUUGUGACCAUCGCCAUACUGGAUUUGAACGAUAACCUGCCGACGAUAACCACGCCAGUGACAGUUAAUGUCUGUGAAAACGAGUCGCCCGGUCAUGUUCUGUUCUCGGCUAGUGCGAGUGAUGCGGAUAGCCUCGAUGCUGGAUUGCUUCGCUAUCGCCUGCUGAACCUGACCUCUGUACUUAGUGUCAACACCACUACCGGUGAUGUGAGCUUGCGUCACGCCGUCGACUAUGACUUUGGCCCCAGCCUGUAUACUGUUGGAGUGGAAGUGGUAGACUCUGCUAAUCACACCGACUCCAGUACAACACGCAUCAGGGUGCAGAACACUAACGAUGUGCAAUCGGUAGUGUUUUCACCGACGGUGCACGUCGAUGUCCGCGAGAGCGACGGACACGAUGCCGUCAUACUCACUGGCGACGCGAUCAGGCGAGCAGUGACGUUUGGCGACCGGUGUCUUUGUCAGGAGUGCCCUGUCCGAAGACCGUCAAGCUGUGAUUGUGAUUUGAACCUAACUUUGGCCGACGUGCCCUACUCGCUAGCUGUGCUCAGUCACACAAGAGAGUUCUUCAUUGACCCUCCACAAGCCAACCUGAAUGAAAUACGAUCCAUCAAGCUGAACGGCAGCUACAAUGAUUUUGAGCAACGUCAAGGAAAACCGUACAACAUCGGCAUUCUCUUGCGUGAUUACGACAGCCAACCAGACUCUGACACCGGUAUGAUCACUGUCAGCCUAGUGGAUGUGAACGAUAACCCACCGGUGUUUGCCAGGAGUUCCUUUAACGUGACAGUUCGGGAGAGCCUAGCACCGGGUCGUUCUGUGCUGGAGCUAAAUGCUACGGAUGCCGACAGUGGCGCGAACGGAAUGAUCGAAUACACUAUCGUGUCAGCCACUACAGCAGACUUUCACAUUCCUCCCGGCGGCAGCAGCUCUCUCAUCUUACAGGGUCCACUGGACAGUGAUGUUGCUGGUGGUCUGCCACAGUUGCGCAUUGAAGUUGCUGCCAGCGACCUGGGCAGUCCCAGCCUGAACAGCACUGCGCUGGUCUACAUAACAGUCGCGGAUGUCAACGAUAACCCACCUGUGAUUCUUAAUCGUGACAAUCUUAUGUUUGCUGUGAGAGAGGAUAGUCUGUCUGCUACUCAGAUAGCCAGGAUCAAUGUGAGCGACAAGGACGUGGAUACGGACAACAAACAGUUUCUCUUCUUCUCCAGUGACAUUGACUCAGUGUUUGACAUCUCUCCUGACGGAACACUGACCUUGAUCUCCGCCGCUUUGGACCGAGAAAGCCAGGCUGAGUACACAUUUAAUGUGACUGUUGUGGAUGAGGAGCAGUGGCUGGCGAAUGCACCACCAAACUCAUCCGAACUUGUCCCGGGAGUUACUCUCUUUGACAGUGCACUGGUGACGGUCGUUGUCGAGGACGUCAACGACAAUAGUCCGACAUUCACCAGUCUAUUGCGGGUCUUCAGCGUCAGUGAAAAUGCCCGUCCUGGUGACAGGGUCACUCGCAUCACAGCAGCUGACAGGGACGCAGGCCUGAAUGCGCAACUGAGAUUUUCCUUGCUCGGUAGUAGCGGCUCUUUCAAUGUCACCUCAGAUGGCUGGAUCUUGGUCAGUGGUGCGCUGGAUGCCGAAAAACAAACUCAGCACACACUGACCAUUGUUGUGUACGACAGUCCUGCCACAAUGCAGCCUCGCAAUGCAACCACCCACGUCACGGUGAACAUCACAAAUGAAAACGACAACGCGCCUGUCUUCAACCAGAGCAGUUACUCUGCCAGUCUGCCGGAGCACUCUGCUUCUGGUACACCCAUAUUGCGUGUCCUCGCCAUUGAUGAUGACUUGCAUCCGUUUGACAGUGUUGCCUACUCCAUCCAGCGUGUUUUGCCACCUGAAGCAAGCAUGGCCAUAGAAGUUGAUGCAUGGACUGGUGAUGUGCGUGUACUGGAUCACGUUAGCUUUGAUAGAGAGAUGUUGCCUCUGGGCAUAGUCCUGGUCAUCAUUGCUAACGAUAGCGCAAACAUCGACAGCACCACGGUCAACAUCAUGCUGGGCGACAUUAACGAUUCGCCUCCUCAGUUCAGUCAGAUGCAGUACUUCCUCAGGGCGCACGAGGACUUCACACCGGCCGGCAUGGGUAGCAUGUGGCGGUAUUCUCACUUGCCCGUGGUCAAUGGGGCCGAUGUUGUCGCCCAGGAUAGUGACUUAGCACCAAACAAUGACAUCGUGUAUGCAUUCAAUGCUACACUGCCAGCAGACUUUCCAUUCAGCAUUGAAAGCAGUACAGGCAGGAUUUUCCGCAACAACCACUCGUUCAUCGACAUAGAGAGUGGUCCGCAAGAUUACAUGGUAACGGUGAUUGCCUCCGAUCCUCACGAGGACAUGCUCAGCGAUUCCGCCAUUGUCCUCAUCAUGGUGAACGACAUCAAUGACAAUCGCCCGCAAUUCCUUGUCCAGGACAGCACGUUCCGUAUUGAGGAGAAUACGAACGACUCUUUGAACCUCACCGCCGUUGAUGCAGAUAUUACACCCAGCUCAAUUCACUACUGGCUUUCCAACGACAGCAGUAGCAGCGCCAGUCUGUUCUCUGUAGACUCUGCAACAGGGAAACUCACAAUCACUCCCCUGGACCGGGAAGUGAGCAGCAUGCACGUCAUCAAAGUGUAUGCGGAAGAUAGUGGUCUGCCAUCUCUGACUGCAACAGCCACACUCACAAUGGUGGUCACAGACCAGAAUGACAAUGCCCCCGUAAUCAGGGCAGCGACGGACAUAAUUACUGUCUCAGAAUCCUACAAACCCCUGUCUUCACUCGACUUCCGCAUCAAUAUAACGGAUGCAGACGCCGGCAAUAACUCGGAAGUGACUCUCACACUUGGUGGCACCAACCAAGCCUACUUUUCCAUCAACGCAGAUGCAAUGGUUUCCUUGGCUCAGUCACUGGAUUUUGAACAGCAAGUACAGUACAACUUCACAGUCAUAGCCACAGACCAGGGUCAUCCUCAGAUGAGGAGCAACAAAACAUUUCUAGUUUUGGUUCUGAAUGAGAAUGAUGAACCACCUCUUGUCGCUAUCACUCCGCUGGUCACAGAAAUCCUUGAAGAAGACUUCAGCACCAAUUUACGUCCCGGUAUCCAGCUUUCUGACGUGGACAUGCCCGUUGAUCCGGCCUUUGCAUCUGCACAUGUGAAUAUUGUCAGCAGGAUGUCCGGUGCUGCUGGUAGUGCGCCAUUCCAGUGCGAGUCUCCAGAAAACAAGGAAGAAAAGGUACGCAGCUGUGGCUUCAGCGACAGCGUGGAUUAUCGUCUGGAAACACCCACUUCGUUCUCUGGCAGCAACUCUGCGUUGCGCGAAAGUGUUGGCAAUCCCAUAACUACGUCGAGCCUCUUCAUAGCUUUGUGGAUCAACAUGAACAAUGGAAUUCCGUUGCAGAAUAUGACCAUUGUCUCUUGCUCUCAGUCUGGCUUGGGUCUGGAUGUACUUUACAACGUGAUGUGUGACUCUACCGGCUCACUGCUCUUCCAGUAUGUCAACGCCUCUGCUGUAAAUGAAGUGGCUCUCUUCCCAGGUAUUUGCAAUGGGUUCCUGGGCACGUGGCAGCACAUAUCCCUGCAGGCAGUGCCGCAGAGUUCCAUCUCCCUGUACAUCAACGGCGUGUUCAUGGAUUCACAACCGUUCUCGUCAUUCUAUUUCCGCUCAUCUCGCUUUGUGGUCGGUGGCGGCCCAACAUUUGGCAUCAGUAGAUCUCCAGUGGCUGACUUCUUCAACGGCACACUGUACGGUCUGGUGGUCAGUAUCAAGGAGCAGCCUGUUGGUCUCCUGCCCUGCUUCAUAGAGUGCGGUGAGGCAUUGGCACUGUCGCAAAGUCCUCCGUCAGUGCUUAGCGUACGCUACAGCAAUGGUGCGUUGCGGAUCAGCGGCAAUGCCAGCAAGACUGAGUAUGAGAGCGUGUUGAACUCUGUGCGUUAUGUAGACACAGGUGAUGAGCCCCUGUCCAGUGGUGCGCGCCAAGUCACCUACCGUGUAUCCGACGGUGUGCAGGACAGCAAUACCGUGGUGCAGAACUUGACUCUGAUCUUGUCCAACGAAGCCAGCCCUGUCCUCCUCUUGGACGGCACAAGUCUGAAUGACUACCCGGUUGAGUUUACAGAAGGCUCUACUGUGCACGUACCACUGGCCAAUCAGACAAGCCUAUCCCUGACUGACACGGACAGGGGAUUGUUCUACUUCUCACUGACAGUGACAUUGGCAGCAGUUCCUGAUGGCACAGAUGAAGAACUUACUGCCGACCGGGCACUAGCAAACCACAACGGUAUCUCCGUCAACUAUAAUGUGACGCUGGGAAAGCUCACGCUGCAGGGUCAUGUGUCCGUGGAUCGCAUGCAGUUGGUGGCUCGUACCAUCACAUACCAUAAUCGUGCCGAUGAGCCCAACCCGAGCAAUCGCGUUGUUCAGUGGCUGGUCGAGGAGUCGGAUCAAGACGUCGGUCAGAUUGGACGUGCAGUGCAGUCCAGCACUGCUGUGAGGUCCGUUGUAAACGUCCUUCUCGUCAAUGACAAGCCACUGCUGACACGCUCAUCAAGCGCCGCCGUACUCACCUAUUAUGAAAUGCAAGUGCAGCUGCCAGUGCUGAGGAGUUUGAGCAUCAGCGACAGUGACAACUCCACUCUCAGUUCAGCUAGCGUCUACUUUGUGGGUGUGGUGACAGGGAACGACACCAUUGCGGUUGUUACCAGCAGUUCAAUCGGCUCUCAGUUCAUGAUCAUCACCGACGGAUUCAACAUCACUAUUCACGGGCAGGCUAGUAUAUCGGAUUACCAGGUGUUGCUGAGGACUGUGUCCUACAUGCACGCUGGCUUUGAAGAGAAUGUGCCCACAGCACGGCAGAUAGCCGUGUCGGUGUCGGAUGGCUUGGACAGCAGUGAUGUUUUCCUCACUAGCGUGCGCUUCACUUCAGUGAACGAUCCGCCGGUAGUGGAUCUAACCGGACCCGGUGAUACUGUCAGAGAUAGUUCUGUUGAUUAUACUGAGAAUGGUCUGCCGACCAGACUAACUGCAUCCGCUGGCUCCACAGUGAGUGAUGUUGACAAUGCAACACUGGCGUAUGUUCUCGUCAGCAAACCCAGCGUGGGGCUGAUCUUCACUCAGUCUCCUUCUUUCCCCGCCAUGCUCCAGUUCAGUAGUCUGAAUGGCACACACUACCAGUUGACACCAUCCAGCGCAGGAACCUUGACACCACCCACACCCACAGACUUCUCCAGGGCCAUAGACACAUUGCUUUUCGAAGUGAGGCAGGAUGAGAUAUCACUGUCCGUCGGAGAUACAUUGGUUCUGGAGCUGGUUGCCUAUGAUGGUAUUGCACACAGCGUGCCGGCUAAGUGCACAAUCAACAUUAUUCGAGUUGACGAUCCUCCUCGCCUCAGUCUCUCUGAUCAACCGGAUUUCUCUACUGAUGUCAUUGAGAUGUCACAGUCACGUACUGAGAGUCACAUCAGCAACAGUUCACGUGUGCUAGAUCCGGACAGUCUGCUUUUCAGUAUCUCUGUAGUGAUUUCCACUAGGCUGGAUGGAUUUGACGAGUUCCUUGUAUGGCCGCCGUUGCCUGGGCUGGUGAUUAGUGCCAACGACAGCAACAGCAUGUCUCUAACAGCGUCUGGCCUGAGCGAUGCGGAGGUUGAGAUGUUCUUGGACGGCGUUCGUUAUGUCAACAAAGCCGACGAGCCAGCCGUAGGCCUUCACGAGAUUAAUGUGUUACUGCGGGACGGCAAUGGGAACUCGACAGCGUCUGCCAAGCUGAACAUAAUUGCUAUUAACGACAAUCCACCACGUUUUGUCACCAGUGGCGUGUUUGGCGUUACAGUUUCUGAGAACAGCGUCAGCAGUUCAUUGUACACUUUCAGUGCCACCGAUGCUGAUGCUAAGAACAUGCCAACCACAUUUGAGUUCUCCAUUGCCGACGUGUCAACAGAUGGCAAUUUUUCGGUCGACCCUCGUUCAGGUGUGCUAUCUCUUGGUAGUGGGCUGGAUGCGGAGAGUGCCAAGGUUGUUUUCCUUACCGUCACCGUCAGCGAUGGGGACUUCACGUCGGAGGGCAAUUUCACCGUCAACGUGGCUGACGUCGACGACAACAACCCAGUCUUUGACCCCACUGCACAAUACUCCGCUACUGUACCAGAGAAUACAACCGUUGGCACUUUCCUGUUCCGUGCCACAACUACCGAUGCCGACAUUGACCCCAUCAACCAGUAUGUGGAGUACGAGUUGACUCCGCUCAUGACCGAGUGGGAUGGAGUAUUCCGUGUGAACAGAACGAAUGGCGUUGUACAUCUUUCCGCUCCUCUUGACUUUGAAGGAAACUUUAAUUCGUACGAGUUCUACCUCACGGCCCGCAACCCAGCAAGUGGUCAUCAGAGCCAGCAGCUGUUCACAGUAAAUGUCACGGAUGUCAAUGACAACUGCCCGAUGUUCCUCUCAGUGCCGAGAUCGCUAAGCGUUCUGGAAAAUACAACAACGGGAUCAACCGUUGCGUCGAUUAGAUUUGCUGAUGCCGACUCAUCCUUGGCAUAUCAGAUUCCCCGGUUUGCUCUGCGGCAAAGUCCACCUUCACCUCAGUACUUUCAGAUCUUUGAAGUAUUGGGUACUUUGGAAAUUGUUGGCUCGCUUGACAGAGAAUCGGUGGAUACCAUUGUGCUGAAUAUCUCCUUGACGGAUAGUGAUCCACUGGCCGAUUGCCCUGUACUCUAUCAGGAAAUCACCAUCAACAUUGACGAUGUGAAUGACAACGAUCCUGUCGUGACGCCAUCAGUAGAGAGAAUGCUGGAGGAGCUUGCCAUCGGCGAGUACUUGUUCACAGUGGUAGCCAAUGACAGUGACCUGGGUAGCAACAGUGUGCUGUACUUUGAGCUGCUCAACCACGCCGACGUCUUCACCAUCAACCGUACAACUGGCGAUGUCAGUUUGGCGAGCACUGUUGACUUAGACUCUGCAAAGGUACCAGUGUAUGAACUGAAUGUUAGCGUAACAGAUGAAGGACAGCCGCCGAGAUCUGGUCAGGCCACGAUUACAAUCAACGUGGAGGACAUCAAUGACAACCGUCCCAAUUUCUCACAGCCGUUCUACUCUUUCCAGAUCCUGGAAAGUGCUUCCAUUGCAACAGUCUUUGGGAAAAUCAUGGCCAGCGAUGAUGAUUUCACCCCUCGGUUCAACGCCAGGACAUACUCCAUUGACGGGACUGUCUACCGACCAUUCAAUGUAGAUCAUGAAACGGGCGAACUGUCGGUUAGCGGACGACUUGAUCACGAAACAGCCUGUGUGUUUACGUUCAAUGUGACCGUUGUGGACAGCGAAAACCUGGCCGAUCACGCUCGCGUGGAAGUCAUUGUCCUAAAUGUCAAUGAGGUAGCACCUCAAUUCAACCAACCGCAGCUAGCAGAGCAGAUGUCAUUCCCCGAGAAUUACACGGCCGGCUCCAGUGUCCUCUCCCCCAUCGUUACCGACGGCGAUGGAGGAUGCUUUCCCGUUUCUCUACAGCAAAGGUUUGGUUAUUACGAAGAUGAGUUGCUGUAUACGAUUGACAGUGUGUCCGGAGGAAAGUUUGCAGUGAACUCCAGCACUGGUGAGAUGACAUUGCUGACAGCACUGGAUUACGAGCAGGACGACAGACAUUACAACAUCACAGUUACGGUGAGCGAUCAGCGAGGUCGUUCACAGAGUGCCACCUUCCGUCUCGAACUGCUAGAUGUCAAUGACAACUGCCCAGUUGCACAGCCGUCAGUGUUCUCCUUCUCCGUAGAGGAGAACUUCAUGUCUUCCGUGCAGCCCGUGCUGACUUUCUCUGACACCGAUGAGGACAGUGCGGCCUUCUCUCAAGUCGUCUACCGUGUGGUGUCCACUUCUUCUGCGGUUGCAAGUCGCGUGAGCAUCUCUGAGGCAUCCGGUGAGGUGUACAUCGUGAGUCCAUUCGACUAUGAUGUUCCUGGAGGCCAGCUAGUGCCCGUGGUUUUCAGUAUUAGCAGUCGACUGCCCAAUGAUCCAGCCACUCGCAACUGUCUCACCCUACUGAACGGCUCAAUUUACGUGAAUAACACGAACGAUAUCACGCCCAGCAUUAGUAUCAUGCAGCGAGUUAGACCGUAUAUGAAUGGCCAAGAGCCUCUGAUGCCUUUGCAAGGCGUCACCGUGUCCGAUAUGGAUGGCAUCACAAACCUAACCGCCACCGUCAGCCUUCAUCGUAACGUGACGGAGACGGCACGGUGUGCACAGUCUCAUUCGAAGACGUUACAGUGCGGAAUUGAGAACUCCAUCGAUGCCCUCUCUCUAGCAGGCCUUAGUAAUACGGCUUCAGCACGCAUGGUGAAUGCCACAAUUGACCUGUCAGGUAGACCGGAGUUUAAUCAUCCGCUGGCAAGCUUGACCGUGUCAAUGUGGAUUGCUAACACGAGAAAAGAGUUCCUCCCACUGUUUGACAUGCCUAGUGCCUUCUCUGCUUUCCUUGAUGAAGAUCCGUUCAAUCAAGUCAAUGAACUGAAAAUUCGGCGAAAUGGCGUGCAACUGCCGGAUGUUGUUUUGCCAGGCACAAUUCAAGGCUUGUUCCACCUUGCCGUGACGUACAGCAUGGCAGACUGCACCGUGACUGUACGCGUUGAUGGUAACAUCAUCACCACGUUGCCUGCUUGGUCCGAUUGUGCCUCGUCCACGUUUGGUGGCAUGUUCCACAUAGGCCAACAUACACGUGUGCCAACGGAAGUGUUUGACGGCGUCAUGCGUGGCUUGUCAUUGACAGCAGACUUGCAUGAUACACUGCUCUUCCAGUGUCUAGGUAUGUGCGGUGAGAGCAUUAGGAUCCUGCCCGGCAACACUCCAAGCAGUGUCAGCGUGCAGCACAUGCCGAGUGGGUCUGGACUGCCCUCCUCCAUUUCACUCUCCGUCCAACCUGAUGCGGAGGCAGAUCUGUCUCGUGCCCUCGCGUCGAUUGAGUACGCCAACCUGCACGUUCCACCUCUCUCACAGCCGCGCUACAUUGAACUGAGUGUGUACGAUGGACUGAACAUGUCUCCCGUUGAAACAUUAGUAGUGGAUGUUGUUGAACACAACACUGUGGCAGCCAGGCUCAGCCUCGGCAUCAAUGAAUCCACUGUCUUUGUCGAGUCCAUCAAUGGUGCCCCGACCAGCCCAGUGUCGGUUGUAAGCAGCAAUGCUCGCAUCACCGACAUGGACGUCUACCAGACAACACUCAGCGCCAUCACUGUUCUCCUGUAUCCACACCGAGACGGGGACGCAGAGUUCCUCUCGUUUGGAAGCGGGCUGCCUGGGCUCAGUACGGGCGUUACCACUACUACGAUCGGAGAUGACAUGUUGAUCCUGCAGGGACCGGCACCACACAACGACUUCCUGCGGGUCUUGCAAACUAUUGUGUACAAUAAUAGAGCAGAUGAGCCAUCGGAUUACCCGCGUACAGUGGCGCUCACUGUGCAUGAUGGAAACUUUACGUCCGUAACAAACUUUACCAUUUUCAUUGAACUGCGGAAUGACAACGCACCGCGUCUUCUUCUUGGCGAUAGAACCGUCAACUAUACAACAGUGUAUCGGGAGGAAAUGGACAGUAGCCUUGUGAGUUCUGCCACAGGAUUGCAAAUCGACGAUGCUGAUGCGCAGGCAACGAUUGACAUGGCCUCAGUUACCAUACUUUCUCCGCAGCUAGGAGAUCAGUUGUUGACCGACUUUUCUGAUGAUCCAAGCGUGCAGGUGUCUGCGAGUGCAACUCGAGUGGUCUUCCGAGGCACGAACACUCUGGCCACGUACCAGCGCUGGCUGCGCUCAGUAGCAUUCAACAACACACUGCUCGAGCCCAAGGCCGGCCUGCGAGAGAUUGAGUUUGUCAUCGAGCAAGCCGACUACAGAGUGAGUGCCUUCACGUCUGUGUCGGUGACUCUGUACAACGACAAUAGACCAAUGUUUCCUGCACAGCAGCAGAGUGCCAAUGUCCUGGAGAAUGUCACUGUACCUUACACAAUAUUGACUGUGACGGUCAACGAUGACGAUAAUGUUGAUGGUGAUGAUUCCAGCGGGCCUGCAAUGCACGUACACUUCAACUUGUCGAGUACGUUUGACGGCCGAUUUGAUAUCGAUCCAGCAACGGGCACGCUCAGUCUGGAAAAGUCAGUGGACUUCGACAAUACUCUAGAAGAGCGUCAGUACAACGUUACCGUGAACGCGUAUGACCCCGGUCUUGUACCUCACAUCAUUGUGCGCCAUUCUAGCCUGACGAUAACAGUCAACGUUCUUGGAGUGAAUGACCAUGCACCGCGAUUUGACGCACGCGUGUACUAUUCGUCGGUGACGGAGAACGCUGCGCCAGGAGCUCGUGUUAUCACGUUGUCAGCUUCCGAUGCUGAUGAGAAUCCUGUCCACUACUCUCUGCAGCCAGCUGAUUCACUGUUUGAAAUCAAACAAGCUACUGGUCUGGUCUCGGUCAGGGCCAUGGCUUCUAUUGACUAUGAGCAAGCGUCCCAGCACACUGUGUACAUAACAGCACAUGAUAGUCUGCGUACGGAGCUGCUCGAUACGGUCACACUGGUAAUCAACAUCACAGAUAUCAAUGACAAUCCGCUUGCCAUUCAACCAAGCGUCCUGCCGACUGCCACACUAAUGGAAGGUAGUCAUUGGGUAACUCUCUUCACCACUCUUCGACUUCUUGAUAACGAUUCAGCCCCCGUUGUGGACAUGGCAGUGAUACGGAUUGAAAGCAGGCUACUUGCCAACACUGCAGUUAACGUCAGCACUCCUGAGCCAUCUGCAGGCAUUUCAGUCAUUGCUAGUGCAGAUGGCAACACCCUGCUCAUCCAGGGCAGGGCCAGUCUGGCGGAGUACGAGCGUCUCUUGCGAAGAGUAACGUACUGGGACACCAGCGAUGAGCCACAGCCUGACAUCCGUGCGGUGACGCUCAGCCUGAGGGAUCCCUUGGACUCUGCUUACGUGAAUAUCACGCAAGUCAUUCAGGUCUCGUUGAUCAAUGACAACGCCCCCAUCUUGGACCUUGAUCCGAACAAUGUUACGAAUAAUGCAAUGGACAUCAUUGAGGUUCUCCUGCCUGGCAUUGAUGAUGUCGGUGCUUUUUAUACCCGCUUUGUGGAGAAGAGCCCAACACCAAUCUCUUUGGUGGACAGCGCAGUUCGGAUCACUGAUGCAGAUAGCGGACAAAACGAAAUUGCCUCCAUUGAGAUAAGCAUCGAGAAUAGCAUGUUCCCGCCUGGCACUGAGCGACUGACAGCUGAUGUGUGUUCGGAGACAUUCCAGUUUGAUUCUACCAAUGCCAUCGCACGACUGGCCGGCCCGCCUGUCACCAUUGCACGAGCGCAAACUGCUCUGCGUUGCAUCAGGUAUCAGAACCUGGCUGGUCAAUUCCAGCAGGAUGCCACGCUACUCCAGACCAAUGUCAGAUUCAUUGUGAAUGACACUCGCCAUGCGUCACAGCCGGUCUUUGCCUACAUACACUUGGAAGCUGUGAACGACGAGCCAGUUAUCCUGGUCGACGGCCUGACUCCGGAUGCUAUGCUGGAAUACCAUGAGAACAGUGGAGCACAACUCAUAGCCAGGAAACUGAACUUAUCAGAUCCCGACAGCGCAGAGCUUGCCGGCGUUUUCAUUCGGCUUAGAAGCGAGUAUGGCACCGAAGACAGAAUCAACGUGACUAUUCCUAGCGGGAGCAGGAUUGUCCGUCUUUCAACCGACGCACAUCAGAUCACUCUUGCUGGUCCGGCUAGCUUGCAGAUGUUUCAAGACGUGCUUCGCUCGCUGACUUACGAGAACGACAACAUGCGCCAGUUUGGCGGAGCAGCCGUUGUAACAUUCAGCAUAGGCCAAGGCCAGAAUUUCACCAUGGGACAACUCAACAUCAAGUUCCGCGGGAUCAACAACCGUCCGGACCUCAGCUUGUCUGCAUUCCAAGCGAGCAGAAGCAUUGAUGUGCGCUAUGUGGAAGGGCAUAAUGCGACCAGGCUAACGAUGAGCGAUGGGCCGUUUGUGACAGACAUUGACAACACUGAACUGUCGCGUUUGGAAGUACGCAUCUGCGGCCUGCGGGAUGGCGCGGACGAGGUGCUUGACUUCUCGCGCAGUCUGGCCACGGUGCUGUCCAGCCAGCGCAAUGCUACCUGUGCAGACUGGUCUUUGCAGGCAACAAACAACAGGUCUGUCAUGACGUACAGUGACAUCAUCAGAUCGGUGAUGUAUCACAAUCUGCAGGAUGAGCCUAGCCCUGGCCUGAGAACGGUUAUGUUCAUUGUGACAGACACUGGCAAUAGCACUGGACAUGGACCCACUUCCAGUGAACCAGCCUACGCCCACGUGACCAUCACACCAGUGAACGAACACCCGCCAGCAUUCUCACAGCCGCUGUACAACGCCGUCCUCUCGGAGAACGUUGCGGGGCAGCUCAACGUCACGCUGGCGGCGAGUGAUGCAGAUCGCUACGGCGUUGAUGACACUCUCACAGUCUCAAUUGCGCAGUCUCAGUAUUCAUCGCAGUUCCAUCUCAACAGUACCUCACUAACUGCCAUUCUGGUUUAUGCUGUAAGUCCGCAAGACUAUGAAGUUGUUGGACCACUGAUUCAGCUCAAUCUUACCGUAUCUGAUGGCAGUACCACGAGCUAUGCAGUACUAGAUAUCCAUGUUGUCGAUGUGAACGACAAUGCUCCAGUAUUCGUCAUGCCUGGCAGCUACAUACGCUCUUUACCGGAGGACACUGCGCUCAACACGAGGAUUUUGACAGUCAGCGCCACAGACGAGGAUGGACCUGACAAUGGGCAGAUUAGAUAUUCCUUGAGCCAAUUUGAUGAUGCCGCCACUGGUUCAGGGUCUGGAUUUGCACCGGCUGCAUUGCCGUUUACAAUCAACUCUGCCAGCGGAGAGAUCACACUCACCUCGACUCUUGAUUAUGAGACUAUGGAGUUGUACCGUAUUCGAGUCGUGGCCCGGGAUAAUGGCUCUCCGUCGAUGCAUGCUGAAUCUUUGGUCACUAUUAAUGUUACCAACGUGAAUGAGUUCUCGCCGAAUUUCACGCAAGCGGCUUACACUGCCGAUGUGUUUGAGAAUGCCGUCCUGGGUAGCAGCGUGACAACUGUGCGUGCUGUAGACACUGAUUUCGAUGAGCUCGGUCUGGUCACGUACUCCACCAACACCUCUGCCUAUGCCAUAGCCAUCAAUGGUACAAUCUACCUCAGAGAGAGCAGAGACUAUGACGUCGCCGGUGGACAGCAUGAUGUCAUCCUGGUCACUGCCAGUGAUCAGGGAGUUCCCCCGCGCAGGAGCGAUGUCAUCGUACGAGUCAACGUGCUGAACGUCAACGAUCAGCCGCCAGUGUUUACUCCCGAUGUGUACAAUGUACCAGUGUUAGAAUCACUACCCAAUGCCACUAUCAUCACUACAGUUACGGCUCAAGAUCCGGAUGAUAUCGGUGGACUGGUGUACACGGUACGCAAUAUUGCCUCGUCCGCGGCUCAGUUUGCCAUCAGCCAGUUUGGUGAGGUCAUGUUGCUGCAGAAGACGCCGGAUGCUUUGGACUUUGAGCAGCACAGGUCCUAUGCGGUUGUCAUUGAGGUGACGGACGGCAUUACAUCACACGUUGAUACGGCUACAUUGAACGUGAUCAUUCAAGAUGUGAACGACAACGCGCCAGUGUUCACCUCUAGUCAGGUGCUCUACACGGUGUCUGAGGCUGUGGAUGUGGGCAUGGUUGUAGCAAAUAAGUCGGCAACCGAUGCAGACAGUACGACCAAUGGCUUACUUGUCUAUGCUCUUGUCGGUGCUGGUGACAAAUUUGAGAUAGACGGUCACGGAGUGAUUCGGGUCGCAAAAUCACUUGACUAUGAGAUGAAUCAAGUGCACACGUUCACCGUCACUGUCCGCGACCGCGGUAUCCCUCUAAGCCUGAACAGCAGCCAGGCUAUAACAGUUGAUAUCUUGGAUAUCAAUGAUAAUGUGCCACAGAUCCAGGUAGCUGCUGGUAGUAGCCUGACAGUCGUGUACUACGAGAGUAACGGCUCACGUCCCAUUGCCAGUGGGUUGACGAUAUUGGACAGUGAUUCACUGGACCUGAUCAGUCUAACAGCUCAGCUAUACCUUGCUGAAUGUAAGCUGACGGAUGCAGCGGCGCAGCAAGCAUGUAGCACUUUCUCCGGGGAUGAGUUGUCUGAGUGCUUGGACUCCUGCGGUGAAAGGAUUCUGUUACCGGGUGCCGUUAGUACCACGUACAACGAUACCGUGCUCAUGUCCAUCGCAACCACAGGCAGUGCGGCUGCGUACACCAGCAUUCUCCAGAGACUUGAGUAUCAUGCACUUGCAGCCGAUCCCUAUCCUGGUCAGCGGCGCGUUGUCGUGACUGUGUCCGACGGCCGCACUGCUGUGUCCGAGACAAUCCUCAUUGACCUGAUGGUGGUCAAUGAACAUGCACCUUUGCUGUCCAGCGUGGCCACUAGUUUUACAUUCAGGGAGAACGACCAAGAGCUGCAGCUGGGAAAGCAAGCUAUGCUAGCUGUGCAGGACCAGGAUUCGAACAGCGAUGGACGCAUCCGCAGGCUCACUCUACGCCUACUGUCCGCAGUGGACGGCUUCGCCGAGACUAUUGCUGUCCGUGACGUGAGCGGAAAUUUCUUUAAAGGAACCACCAUUAACCUUACUGAUGACCUACUGCCGCACGAGUACGCUCCUGUGCUGACCUCGCUCAACUAUACAAACAGCAGAGAUGAACCCUCUGUCGGUGCACGUACGGUACAACUUGUAGCUGCCGACCGACAACUCCGCAGCCGUCCACUGAAUCUUACCGUCAACAUACAGCCAGUGGAUGACAAUGAUCCUGUUCUGAGCAUUGCCAACACCACAAUUCUCUACACGGAGGAUGAAGGAAGCGUACUCGUUGCUCCACUUAUUGGAUUGGAAAUUUCAGAUGCUGACGAAUACAACAGUGAUGCUAGCUUUGGCGACGUAAAUGCCAUUGACGUUUCCGCCACUGGGGUGGAUUCUCACAUCGACGCCACACCGGAGCUAGAUUCGGGUAUCGUGAUUGCGAGGCAAUCGCUUACAGCUGGCUUCACACUCUCUGGAAAUGCCCCGCUGCACGCAUACCGCAGGACACUGCAAACGCUGACGUUCAGGAUCAGCAGUGGCGAGCCCGACGCCAGUCUAUCACGUGAAAUCCUUAUCAGGGUUCGAAACCAGCCGUUCAUGACGGUGACAGUGAAUGUCAUGCGAGUCAACGACCAGCCACCGAUGAUAUCGCUCUCACAAGCGCCAGUCGACAUUGCUGAAGAGGUUGCGCCAGUGCCUAAGGCCCUGUUUAGCGGUGGUGAUGUCAACGUAACUGACGACGAGGAUGGCUUGGUGGGUGCAACAAUUGAGCUGCUCGGGGACAACCUUGACCCGAGUCGAGAACGCAUCACGGCCACGGGAUUCAGGCCUGUGACUGCAACACGGCUGAUCCGCGACGAUCGUGCAAGAGCUGAUCAAUACCAGACUGAUAUUGCAUCACUGACGUACACGUUGGAUGGCGAGCCGACUGAGACCAACCGCAUGGUUAACAUCACCGUGCGGGACGAUCUUUUCACGUCGUUCGCAGUCCUGCAACUGCGCUUGGUGCCGAUCAACAACCACAGACCCGUGAUUGCAAGUUCAACGACACAGAUAAGUUACCUGGAGGAUUCGGGACAGCAACGUGUAGGAACUAUGCUUGGUGUGAGUAUAAGUGACCUGGAUAGCUUCAAGUUCUUCAUGUUCACUGGUGCAACCGUGUGGCUGAGCGGCAGUGCUGAUCACGGUGAACAAAUCAGCAUUGCCAACAACAGUACGUUUACAAGGAUGACCAUAGGAUCCUCUCUGGGCACGAGCAUCACAGUGACGGGAAUGGACACGUUGAUGAGCUAUCAGCGCUUGCUUCAGAGCAUCCAGUACAGCAACCCCGUCGCCGAACCCACAGCGGGCCGCCGCACGCUGAGCAUGCGUGUGAAUGACGGAGUGGGCUUCAGCAACAACCACACCGCAACCAUAGAGGUCACGCUGAAGGACGACAACAGGCUGCGACUGAACUGCUCGAGCUCAGGGGCAGCACACCCACUGGUCUUUGUGGAGGGUGACAGCUCCCUGGCUGUGUUGGCAGGCGCUAGCGUCAGAGAUGCAGACAAGGAUGACGUGGUGCUUGCGGCAUUGAUUCGUCUGCAGCAAGUUUUGGAUGGCGCGCACGAGAGCUUGACUCUCAAUUCGGGUCUGUUGGCUGGCGAGAACCUCACUUUAGAGUCGGGUUCUGUUGACGGUCAAUUGUCUAUCACAGGAAGUGGAUCUGAUGCACUUUAUCAGCGUGUUCUGCGCAGCGUCACUUACUCGAACAUUGCCGAUGAGCCAAGGCAGGGCGAGCGUUGCGCUACCGUGCAGCUGACAAGCGGCAAUGGAACUGUGGAGAUGUGUGCAUCCUGUUUCUCCGUGCUCUCCAUCAACGACAGCCCGGUGCGGCUCUAUCUCGGCGGGCCUGCUCAGCCAGAUUACCACGCCACGCUUCUGUACAACAACACGGCGCGGGCGUCUACACGGAUGGCGGCCAGCGAUGCCGCCGUGAGAGAUGAUGACAGUGAUAGUAGCAUUGCUACAAUCUCUGCAAGCAUUCAGACACCGUACAGUGACGAGGCCCUCUGGUUGCAGCAAUGUGGUAUCCAGGCCACCGGGACAUGUGCAUUGCAGUUUUCCACAGCGGUGUCCCCAGCAGUCCAGUGUGACUGUUCAUCUACUGCACUUACCGCAGCAGCCGUCAGGGUCACGUUCAGCAACUAUGGUCUAUCUGUGUCUACCACUGCCGACCAGCGCCUUAGCCACGCUCAAGCCCUUGCACUGCUCCAGUCCGUGCUAUACACUGCACACUCGGCCAGACCAACUGCAGCGUUUGUCAUGCGCAAUGUGACCAUCUCCAUCUCGGAUGAUGUGUUUACUGAUGUCCAGUACACAGCUGUGAUUGUGGAUCAGAAUAACCAACCACCUACGCUAGACUUCAAUGGACCUGCUGCGGGAUUGUCCACGAGUGUUACCUUGACCGAGGGCCCCUUGCCUAGCGUGCUGCUGCUCAACGGUGGCGGUGCAGUGCUGUCCGAUGACAGUGAUAUUCUCAGAGUCACUGCCACUCUCAUGUCCAAGCCGAACGGACAAGAGGAGUCGUUGCGAGCCGAUGCUCAAGCGGGACUCUCGAUUGAAACUAACAGCUCGGCUGGAUCAGUGGUUAUUAGCGGAGCAGCGAAUGCCUCACAGUUCCUAGCUGCCUUGCGAACACUUACCUACGCUCACCAAGGAAUGGCUGACAUUUUCACUCACCAGCCGGAUUUGUCCGACAGAAUCAUUUUGGUAGAGGCGUAUGACGAUGCAGGUCUCCGGAGCAGUGCAUCCAUCACCGUCAUCCUCUCGCGUGUCUGCAACCAGCCGCAGUACUUCAUCACUACCGAGCCGGAGCUGCAGCGGCUGGCCGAGUGUUCCAGAGUGGACAGUGGCAGCGUUGUCAUCUCCUGCGCUGGCGUGGACGGUGCCUGCACGAUCACCUCACUCCAUGUGCUGAACCGGCUAACAUACAUUCAAAACGCCCUCAACAUCCAGAGUCUGCCAGGAUUGCGCAACCUGACUGGCCUGGAGAACUUGGCAUUCUUUGGCGGCCUGCAGCUGGCCAAUCUCCCCGAGCUGGUGUCAACGGAGGAGAUUGGACGCAGCACUGGCCACUCACCAUUCACAGCCGGGGCUGGUAUCUUUGUGUCAAACUGUAACAAGUUGACCAGCCUGCGAGGGCUGACUGGUGUGUCCAUCACAUCAUCCAUUUUCCUGGAGGACAAUGAGCAACUGACCGAUGUGGGAGGCAUGAACACCAUCCAGCGUGCCUCCGUUGUUGUGUGGGCUCGCAAUGGCGGUGCAAGUAUGACGGGUUUAACGGCGCUCACUACCAUCACUGGCAUGCUGCAGAUAUCUAGCAACCCUAAUCUUCUUGGCGUUCAAGGAUUUGCCUCGCUGACGUCAGUUAGCUUUCUGAUUGUGGAAAGCAAUCCCGUCCUGAGACAUCUGGAUGGCCUGUCGCGUCUGGUUGCGUACGAGCGUGCUGUGUUCGUGAACGACAACCCUCUGCUCUGCUUCGUGUUCAGAGAUACACUGGCUGCAGGCCUUGGUCCUUUCAACGUACACACGCUCCUGGGCAGGAAUGGUCAGUCCUGUGGCAAUCGCUACUGCGCCGACGCAGCAGUAGGUACGCAGGCCUUCUCGGCCCUGGAUCCCUGUCAGAACAACGGGCAGUGUCGCAACACAUCCACUUCAUUUACCUGCAAUUGCACACAGGGCUAUGCCGGGGAUUUCUGCCAGCAGUACGACUACUGUGCAGAGACGCAGUGUGACUCGGUGGGUGCACUGUCAUGCGAGAAUACCGUAACCAGUGCAGUGUGCCGUUGCAAGGCAGGCUACUCUGGACCGCUGUGCUCGACGAACAUUGACGAGUGCGCCUCCGACCCAUGCCAGUCGGGAUCGACUUGCUUGGACGGUGUCAACGCAUACACGUGUCUGUGCACAGCAGGCUGGACGGGAGCGGAUUGCUCCGUCGAUAUCGAUGAGUGCCUCACGUCGCCGUGCAGGAACGGAGCAACGUGCAUGAACCAGUCACCGCCACAACGCUACACGUGUACAUGCCAGCCGGGGUACACUGGUCUCAACUGUGACUUGGACGUGGACGAGUGUAGUUCAGCACCGUGUGACUCACUAGGCAGCAGCGCAUGCUUGAACCAGCUAAACAGCUACCAGUGCCAAUGCCACGAUGGCUUCAGCGGUGAGCAGUGCAGCACGGCAACCCAAGCAGUGCGUCGCCUUGCAUCGUGCGGUGUUUUCGGCUACGAUCUCCUUGAAGCUGUGCAGGUACCGGCAGGUACGUAUCGUGUGGCACUCAACGGGUCACCGGACGCAAUGCUCAGCGGCCAAGUCACCGCAAUGCCCAGCAUGCCAUUCCUCUUCGGCUCAUGGUUCUGGCUAGAACGUGGCGCCAACGGUAUCCUCGUAUCCUCCCACUCGGAUUCUGGCAUUGUUGAGUUUUCUGUUCAAAUCAGGCAUCAGCUUAUCACAGUUUCUGGUAGAACUUGGCUUGCUUCUGACUUGACGGAGCGCCGAUGGCAUUAUGUGACCGUCACUGGAAACAGCUCACAUGUUACCGUCACGUUGGAUGAUCAAAUUCUUGGCACACAGAGUGUAGCAAGUCCUAUUUCUUUGGUCAGCCGCAAUGUCCAGCUCGGUUCUCUACCCGAUGGAAGCAUGGCAUUCAAUGGCAUGAUACACAAUCCAACUCUGUCGUUCGGCAUUUCUUCUGCAGCGUCGCCACAUGUUUGUUUGCUUGGCCAGGGUUCAUCGUCCAGCUCGCAGUGUGGCAGCAAUGGUCGCAGUGUUGAUCUUCUUCACGGCCAGCUAGAUUGCGUGUGUAAUACCGGCUGGACAGGUCCGACGUGUGGUGUUCGACAAACCCAGGUCAGCUCCGGCGGCCAGGGGUCUAUAGCGUACACGCUGUCCUCGCAACAGCAAACUUCCUCCUCUGUUUCCCUUGCACUGCGAUCUGAGCCGAGCAGCACUACUCAGCAAGUCCUAAGCUUCCAGAGGUCCACAGGUGGUGGGGUACCAGGGCAGCUUCAGUCAGUACUGUUGAAUAUUGAUAAUUCUAGCAAUGUGCAAGUGCUCAUCAGUGAAACAUGCUCCAGCACUUCAUCCAUUUCCAUAUCCUCCGAUGUCGUCGUGACCGAUGGUGCAUGGCACAAUGUUUCCGUAUCCAGUAUCGCGGUGGCGGGUACGGUCAGCCUCUCCGUGGAUGGCGUGCAGCAGACGGUGUCGCUACUCAACGAUGGCAAUGCGGUUGGCUGCACGCCCAGCACAGCUCAUCUUCAGCUGGGUCAUGUUGUCACCGGUGUAAGUGGAUGCUUGGACGACAUCACGCUGGACACAGUGCCACUAGCUGCGACCAGUGCUAGUCUGUCUGGUGAUGCGUCUCUGUCCUGCCAGCACGACACUGCUCGCUUCCACGGUCUCUCGCAGCUCAGAUUACAGCCAGUCGACUGGAGCAGUGGCUUAGUGAACAUGUCACUGCGCCUGCGCACUGCCUCCCCCAACGGUACACUCUACUUCAUUGGUGGAGAUAGAAAUGAUGCGCUGGCUGGCAUUCCCACUGCAUUCAUCCUUCUGGAAGUUACCCGUGGAUUCAUGCAGCUUACCGCCAGGUUGAACGAGCUCGACUCGGUGACCUUACUCAAUACAAAUGUUAGAGUCGACAACAAUGCAUGGCACUCCGUGUCCGUCUACUACAACACCUCCACCUUUUCGCUCACUGUCGACAGUCGGCAAGAGUUUGCAGCAGUUUCGACACGAUCCAGCACGACCGAGAUCAGCAUCAGCCAAAUGGACGUGUGCUUCGGUGCCGUAACGGCUGACAAGCAGCUGCUGUUCAACACCCCCACCGUGUCAGCGGCGCUGGACGGCUGUGUACAGGACUACUACCACAAUGGCCGCUUCAUCAGCUUCUUCUCCAACGUAGCCUCUCACAAUGUCGCUUUUGGCCAGUGCAAUGUCUGAGACAAUAAUUAUUGGCAGUGCUCUGAUCAGGCCACUGGCAAUUCUCUCCGUUUUAAACACCAGCUUCAUGAUGUUUUUUUAUACAAAUUCUCUCUGUCUCCUCCACUCCUCCGCUACCAGAAUUGACUACAAUGCUACGAAAAGUUUCCAUACUCAGUCUACACAGUGGCCAUUCUAAGCGGUGAUACAAUCACGUACAUGUGUAUGUCAAGAUGUAGAGUUCAUUUCUACAGUCAACUCUUUCUUUCUUCCUCCCUUCCUCUUUUUCCUGUCCUGAUGUGCCUUGGUAGAACAACCACAUUUAUAAAUUAUACAGAUAUGGAGUACAUGUAUGUACUUCAACCCAACAUGGUUGCCAUGGUUGCAUCUAUUUCAAUAGUACAGUACAGUGUGCUUGGCAAUCACGUAACGACGUCGUUGUCAGAAUGCAACCAUGCUUUGUGAGUCGGUUUUCCCAAACAUCCAGCUAUUUCAGCGGUUUCUU
Sycon ciliatum is the source of this 29674-nucleotide messenger RNA. RefSeq lists its product as uncharacterized. Gene Ontology annotation, molecular function: calcium ion binding. Bases 436 to 29190 code for a protein of 9584 amino acids. Gene Ontology annotation, biological process: homophilic cell-cell adhesion. Gene Ontology annotation, cellular component: plasma membrane. NCBI's taxonomy places the organism in Eukaryota, Metazoa, Porifera, Calcarea, Leucosolenida, Sycettidae. The transcript has 50 exons. The record is from RefSeq and is a predicted model, not a curated record.